Molecule: messenger RNA, 2628 nt
Organism: Nematocida major
Lineage: Eukaryota; Fungi; Microsporidia
Exons: 1
Coding region: 1-2628 (875 amino acids)
Source: RefSeq, a predicted model, not a curated record
AUGAGAGUGCUCGCAUUUCUUGGGACUAUGUGCCUUGUGGGCGCAAGGGUCUCGCUGGAGGACGCUUUGGAGGUGCUGGAGAGAGAAAUAGAUGACCCGGAGAAGGGUGGCCUGCGGGUAAACUUGGAGGGGCCGCUAAACAUGGUAAACGCAUACAUUUACACACAGUUAGGAUAUAUGCAGAAUAAGAGGCUUUUUUCCCCGGGAAUAGAGACAAGCUACAGCUUAAAGUACGUGGAACCGGCAGACGACGAGGAAAUGUACGAUUAUGAUAGGAAGUACGUCAAGGAUGCAGCAUAUCCACUGCAAAACGAGGAAGGACUAAGUUCCGCAGAGUAUUUGAGGCACUACCACGAAGUCCUUAUAAAGCUCUUUCCUUCCGUGGACGGGAAUCUCUCAAUAGAAACGGGAAGGGAUGUCACAGUAACGAAAUUUCUAAGGGAUAAAUUCAGCGAGAAAGAGGCCCUGCGCGUGCUCGCAUCACUUUUCCUGCUGAGUGUGGGCGUAGACGUGCCGAUUCUCCCGAAAACUCUGGACCCCAGCGAAAGCCCGAAGAAACCUCUCUCGGGGGUGAAUAAAAUUCUCGCGAAAAAAGACAGCCAUAAACGAGAGCUUGCUGUGACUAUUCGCUUCCUGAAAAAGUAUGGGAAAACACACUCCAUGCCCGAAACACUCUCUGAAUUUGAGUCUGGGGAGUUUCUGAAUAGCACGCAAUUCCUUAUGCAAGCGUACAUUUUCGAGUACUUGUCGAGCAAAGAGGAUUUAGCUGGAUUUAUUCAAGCAGUGCAUGAGAUUAUGGUGGAUAUAAAGAGUGGUAAAGGCAGAAACGAGAUUUUCAAGACACUUUUUGUGCCUUCGGAAAGUUCUCUCUCCCAGAAAGCCUUUUUUUCGCCUGUUACGAGAGUGGCUGCAGUAGAAAAAAGGCUCAGCUGGUUCCCAUACGCGGACACUUCCCUUGUUCCAGCGUAUAAAACCGUGCGUGCAUACAGCAGGAAAGACUUAGCCUUUACUGAAAUCUCUUUCAGCAAUUGCGUGGAAGCGGGAGUUUACGCUGCUUUCUGCUGCCUGGCAUACGAUCCGGAGAAGCAGGAAUACAACGUGGAAAAAAUGCUCCAGAACUCGGAAAAUUCUGAAGAAACUCGGGAUUUGCAGGCUUUUUUCCAGAGAAAAGACGUUUCUGCAAAACAAUGUACCUCUCAAAGGGUGCUUGAGGAGUGGAACAGAGUCGUCUCUGGGCUCCCCGGGGGGAUCAGGUACAUAGAAAAGACUGGGGGCGAGAUGCAGACUGGUUUCCUGAACUUUUUGUGCGUUAUUUCGCAUGUUUCAGGGCGUCCGUUAGAGGAAAAACAGACGCUUCAGGAUCUUAUGGGAAUACUGGAGAUAGAAGGGGACGAUUUGCUGUACGAUGUUUUAGGUGCAACCCAAAAAUACACGCAGGAUCUUUUUUCGGCCCUCUCAGUGAACAAGAACGUGGAGGUGAAGUUUACGAACAUAGAAAAAAUGUACAAGGAAGGAAAGAGCGACUUAUACGGGAAUCUCGAUCUAAAGUACACCAAAGCAGAAACGGGCGAAGUCCAGGGCCUUUCUUUUGACUUUUCGCUUAACCAUCUCACGAUUAGCCCGAUUUCUGUGUCUAACAUGCUUUUGAGCGAGGAAGAAGACGGGUUUUUGGCGAGCAUGAAAGAGCUUGAGAAGAAGACCGGGUUUACUUCCUGCCUUUUCUUCGAGUACACGCGGCAAAGCAUGCGAAAGUUCGCAGUCCCUGCUAAGUCUUCCGGGAUGUACGUUGAUGAAUUCAUGAAAAAAACCGUUGAAAAAACCGUUGAAAAAAUCAGAUUAUCUCCAAGGCACGGGGUAAACAGUCUUCUCCUGAUACAGCCAAUUGUUGGCAGACCGGUUAUGUGGGGCCUUUCAUUUGUUCUCUGCUUAACUGCGAAAUCCAGCGGAGUUGUCCUUGAUCCUUCGCAUACGAUCGCUCGAUUCGUUACUAACCUGGUAGUAAACAAUCCUUUGGAGAUCGAAGUUGCGCGAGACCAGCUGCUGGGCAUCCCCAUGUGUGUGGUAGGCGAUAAGACCCUUUUCCCAAAUCUCUCCCUUAUUGAAUCCACGUACGAGUAUAUCUCCAUGAAUGCAGGCGUUUUACUGUGCAAGAACUCCGAGGUAUACGCAAAGCUACCAAAGGCGAGCUCGAUUUUCAUUGACUACCUGAAGAGAUACUCGCAGGAGACAAAAAACCCCAUUUCCACGCACAAGAUACUAAACGUUAGAACCUAUAUUUAUUCGGUCUUUGACUGCGUCUUUGCCGAUGACUCCUGCGAAGCUGCAAAUGAGCUUUCAAAUGCUCUAAUCGCAGAGGGGACUCCCGCAGCCGAACACCUGAAGAAUGGCUUGGACCUUGUCUGGCUGAUGAUUACCUGCGAAGAGAAGCCGGAGUGUUUAGGGCUUAUUUUGGAGCUUUACGACCGAGUAGACGCGAAAAGUCUCGAUACGAUAAUGCCACAUCCUCUAUUAGCAUACACACCGGAAAACUUCGUCUACAUCGAGAGAGUGAAAGCCCUUAAAAAACGGGAAGAAACUGGAAUUUCUCCCAAAGAAAAGGCCCAGGCUGUGCUGGAACUCUUUAGUUAG